This is a messenger RNA of Mytilinidion resinicola, 798 nucleotides long. RefSeq lists its product as uncharacterized. The transcript has a single exon. The record is from RefSeq and is a predicted model, not a curated record. Lineage: Eukaryota; Fungi; Ascomycota; Dothideomycetes; Mytilinidiales; Mytilinidiaceae. Bases 1 to 798 code for a protein of 265 amino acids.
AUGGCGCCGCGUCUCUGGAUUAUGACGACCUUAUCCAGCGCGAACAUCAACCCGUUACAUCGACAACGGGUGAAAGGUCGUGAAAUCAUCGUUACAGAAGAACCUCGAUUACAUCUGGUCUGGAUACACGACCGCAUAUUCAUUAAACCUCUUCCAAGAUAUCUACUUUCGCUAGCCUUCUGGGAAACAUGUCUGAGCGAGAAUCCAGGCCAGCUAGGCGACAGUCAAAGCAAUAUCCGCAAAGCUGCGAUAGGAUUCCUGCGGACGUACCGAUACCUAGUCCAACACGAAUCCGAUUUCAACAUUGCCCAGCAAGAGAACCUCCGCCUCAUCUCUAAAGAUGUAGAUUGGGCAUCAUUCUGUCGAUUUGCUGCAGAAGUCGGCCACAUUGAAGACUCGGAGGUAUCAGGGAGAUACUGCUAUGGCGAGCUAAGGUUGACGCGACUCAACUUUUAUGCUCCUCUGUUCCUUCGCAAGUUUCACUUCGAACAGGUCCAUGGACAAUACGGAGAUUUUUUUGGGCGGCUGUAUGGACCUUUACUCUUUAUCUUCGCCGUGGUAUCCGUCAUUUUAAAUGCCAUGCAAGUUGAGCUCGCAGCUGAGCAGCUAUCAGCUGUACAUUGGGUCUCGCUUUGGUCCGUGUGCCGCUGGUUCAGCAUGCUAAGCCUACUGGGAGCAGCAGUCAUCUCUGCUUGGUUUAUACUUCUUUGGUUGUGGAUUUUCUUGGAUGAGUGGAUAUACACGGCAAGACGCAAAGUAGAGAAAAGGCGGGAAAAUCAUGACGAACCAAAGUGCUGA